GGAUGUGGGUAUAAAACGCUCUAAAAAGCGGACCAGCUGUAUAACUUCCUUCUUCAAGUGAGAGUGCAACAUCAACCACGUAACGCUUGAGGAACAAUGGAUGACUAUUACUAUGAAGACAUUAACUUCACCGACUAUGUAUUCAACUACACUGAGAUUCCAGACUUUUCAAUUCCCACAAUUCAACCGAUCCAGAUAGCGGCUCUGGUAUUCUACGGCCUGGUGGUGCUGCUGGGUGUCCCAGGAAAUGCGCUGGUGGUGUGGGUGACGGGGUUCUGCAUGCCCCGCUCUGUCACCUCGCUCUGGUUUCUGAACCUGGCCCUGGCUGAUCUCCUGUGCUGCCUCUCCAUCCCCCUCCUCAUGGUCCCUCUGGUUCAUGAUGACCACUGGCACUUUGGCCAGCUGGCCUGCACGCUCGUCAAAGGCCUCUUCUAUCUGGUGAUGUACUGCAGCAUCCUGCAGCUGGUUCUGAUCAGCAUGGAUCGCUUGAUGCUGGUCAACAGGCCCGUCUGGUGUCAGAACCACAGGCGACCUCGCAUGGCUGCCUUUGGAUGCGCCGCUGUGUGGAUCCUGGCUCUGAUCGGCAGCGUCCCCCAGUUUGUUUACGCUACGGAGAUCCACGCAGGCCUAGACAAGCGAGAGUGUGUGAUGGCCUACACUACACAGAGCGUCUGGCCUGUCACUUCCUUUCGCUUCCUCAUGGGAUUCAUCUUCCCUUUCCUGGUGAUCUUGGUGUGCCAUGUGGUGGUGUACAGGAGAGCAGAGAGAGGGCUGACUCGGGGUCGCACCCGGUCCAAGCGCACACUGAGGGUCAUCAUCGCUGUGGUGCUCAGCUUCUUCCUGUGCUGGCUCCCUCUGCACAUCGUGGACUUCGUCAUACUGGUCACCCCUCGGCAUUCCCCUCACAGGCCCAAACUUUACCUGACACACAUCAUAGCGCUGUGCCUGGCCUAUUUCAACAGCUGCCUCAACCCCCUGCUGUAUGUGUGUCUGGGCAAGGGCUUCAAGGACAGCAUGAACCGCUCCCUGUGCAACAUCCUGCACUUCAUCAGCGAGGACCCGAUGACCAAGAUGACCGUCACCAACACCGACACCAAAAGUACCAGCAAUGGGAAGGAGAUGACUAAAGUCUGACUGUCAUUAGAUGCGUCAUUUUCAAAUUUAUGGAUGAGAUUUAGCAGGAAAGACUGUGAUUCAGGAGUAAUUGCAUUGGGCUGGGAUUUCACCAUAAAACACAUGUUUGGACUUUAUGAUGUGACACAGAUAUUGGCCAAAUUAAAGUCUGUAUUAGGCUGGACACACCAGCACUGCUGUUAUAUGAGCUAUUUAUGAACUCCAGGGCUACCGCAGGAUUGCAAGUCAGGAACUGUUGCUCAGUGUUUCUGUGAAUAUUCAUGUCUCAUGCAACACUCAACACUUCUCUUUUUCCAUGAUCUCAGAGUGUUUGUAAGUAUUUUUGCUGUUACACAAGAGAAAAAGUCUUACUUUUGGUGGGUUUUGAAUCAAGAUUAUUAUUAUUAUUAUUACAUGUUAUUAGUUACUGUUAUCAGACUAUUUAGUUCUUGUAAUAAACACAUAUUUAAUGACCUCAUGUAACAGUCAUUCCGCCAAAGGGACACCAGAAAAACACACAGUAAUAUCCUCUUCUGUAUCAGUUCUUUCUAUACACCACAAGAGGGAGACACACUUUAAAACUCUGAUGCUCAGUGGCUCUAAAGAUGGUGGGCGACUUGGCUGAGGCUCUUUGUUUCAUAGAAUGUAAAAUAGAAAGGCAGAAGAUACAGCCAAGAGAAGACAUUUCAUCCAUGUAGGUUUGUCAAAUACAUGCAAUUUGGGAAAAUAUGCCACUUAACAUGCCUAGAAAAUGUAAACUCAUCGUCAUUUAUUGACACCCACCUAAUGAAUUUGUGUUAAUGCGUUAUGCUAUAUUAGUUAGUGUACCAGGAGAGCUAAUGUAAGAGUAAGACACACAAUUAAAAUGUGACAUGCUGCCAAAA
This is a messenger RNA of Amphiprion ocellaris (clown anemonefish), 1997 nucleotides long. RefSeq names its product complement C5a receptor 1 (gene c5ar1). The transcript is spliced from 2 exons. NCBI's taxonomy places the organism in Eukaryota, Metazoa, Chordata, Actinopteri, Pomacentridae. Gene Ontology annotation, biological process: complement receptor mediated signaling pathway; positive regulation of cytosolic calcium ion concentration; phospholipase C-activating G protein-coupled receptor signaling pathway. Gene Ontology annotation, cellular component: plasma membrane. Gene Ontology annotation, molecular function: complement receptor activity; G protein-coupled receptor activity. Bases 97 to 1134 code for a protein of 345 amino acids. The record is from RefSeq and is a predicted model, not a curated record.